Molecule: messenger RNA, 1133 nt
Organism: Cornus florida
Lineage: Eukaryota; Viridiplantae; Streptophyta; Magnoliopsida; Cornales; Cornaceae
Product: ADP-ribosylation factor-like protein 8c
Exons: 6
Coding region: 161-715 (184 amino acids)
Biological process (GO): protein transport
Molecular function (GO): GTPase activity; GTP binding
Source: RefSeq, a predicted model, not a curated record
ACGGACACUACCGGGAAAAAGAUUCCACUUUCAGUCGGCGAAGUUUCCUUUUCUCUCACUUCUCUCUGUCUUCUUGCUAUUUUGCUUUCUGGGUAUCAAAUAGAACCAACAUUUCUUCAAUCUUCUGUUUGGUUUCAUCGAAAUUCUUACUUUCUUGGAAAUGGAUAUGUGGAAUUCUUUCCUAAAUUGGCUUCGGAGCUUCUUCUUCAAACAGGAAAUGGAACUCUCCCUUGUAGGCCUUCAGAAUGCAGGAAAAACAUCUCUCGUCAAUGUGAUUGCCACCGGAGGCUACAGUGAGGACAUGAUUCCAACUGUGGGAUUCAAUAUGCGGAAAGUUACAAAAGGAAAUGUCACAAUAAAGCUUUGGGAUCUUGGAGGGCAACGGAGAUUUCGCUCCAUGUGGGAGCGCUACUGUCGGGGUGUCUCUGCUAUUCUGUAUGUUGUCGAUGCUGCAGAUCGAGACAGUGUUCCCAUUACUCGUAGUGAGCUACAUGACCUCUUGACAAAACCUUCACUGGCUGCAAUUCCUUUGCUUGUUCUUGGUAACAAAAUUGACAAGUCAGAAGCACUUUCAAAGCAAGCGCUGGUAGAUCAGCUAGAUCUGCAAACGAUCGCGGACAGAGAAGUGUGCUGCUUCAUGAUCUCAUGCAAGGAUACCAUAAACAUAGACGUUGUCAUCGAUUGGCUUAUCAAACACUCUCAAACAGCAAAAUGAUCCAAUGCUGUCACCUUAUCUGUGCUGUACUCUUGUCGGGCCUUUUUUGAGAAUGGAUCAAGAGUGAACUUGCAUGCAUGCUUCACUGAAAGUUUUCAGCCUGAGAAACAAACUGAUGGUUAAUUCUCUUACGCCUUUCAGUUGCAGAUCUCCAAACUGCGUACUUGUUUUUUGGUUGUUCUUUAAUAGUUCAGGCAAGUAUUCCAUUCAUUGUUAAUCCAUAUACUGUUCUCUUGGUUUGAAUUUUUUUUUUUUCCUUCGUAUCCCGACGUUGCCAUGAAGAUUUGAGAUGGUACUGUUGUGUAGAUUUGCGGAUUCUGCUUUUAUUCCAUAUGCUUGCUACAAGGUCCAUUUGAGUGAAUUGGCUAAGCAAAGUAUUGAAUUCUGUGAAUAUCAGAUUGCAGAUUCUGCUUCUUAA